AUGGACACACCAGAGCAAAUCCAGAGAAGACUCACAACAAUGAUCAUCUGCCAUACAAUGGAACUACCAUUGGAUUCCACUUCAUGGCAAUGAGAAAGAGCUGCUGACAUCAGAAAAAUUAUUUCCUUUCUUUCACAAAAAGACGUAAAGCAAAAUGGAAAGUUUUUAAUAGUGUUUCUUUUGCUUUCCAGAGUGGAAGAUUCAGCGGAUCCCCUUACUGAAACUUUUAUGACAUUUUACCAAGAAUUAAAGGGACUAGAAGACAUGGUCUACAUUUGCAUCGGUGCAGGUACAUACCAGUGAUGGAAAGAUCUUCUGCAUGCUAGAGGUGUCAGUGAGGAAGCACUCUCAAAGAAAUGUGUUUCUAAUGUAACACUGGAAAUGGUAAAUGGUACCAUCACAAAACUAGCACCACAUACACGGUCUUCUGAAAGACUUCUGCCCUCUGUUGGUCAUUCUACUGUUCUUCUCCCAAAGAAGAGUUCCAUGGCAGCACUAGAAAUACCUUGUGAAAAUGAAUGCAAAGGCACAGGAAUACAGAAUGAUGAAGAUAAAUUUCAAAAUUUCCUGAAAGAGUGGGAAGAAGAGUUUUAUCAAGGUGGUAAAGUAUCAUGGUGGAAUUUCUACUUUUCUUCUGAAAACUAUGCUUCAGAAUUUAUCAGAAGGGACAGUUAUGAAAAGUUUGAAGACCUAAUUGUAUCUUCAUCUAACAGUGUUAAUGAACCACCUGUAAAAAUUAUCAACCUUUACCACCACCCAGGAUGUGGUGGUACAACAUUAUCUAUGCAUAUCCUUUGGAAUUUCCGGAAGCAAUUCAAAUGUCCUGUUCUGAAAAACAAACAAAGUAAUAUUGGAACACAGGUGACAACUUUACUCACCUUUGGAACAAAUGAUGACACAGACUAUUUACCAGUAUUAUUUCUUGUGGAUGAUUUUGAAGAGCAAGAAAAUGUUGAUGUUCUGCAGAAAAAAAUUCAGACAGCUAUAACAGAAAAAUACCUUUGGUAUGGAAAACGUGUAGUGAUCAUUCUAAACUGUGUGAGAUCUCAGAAGCCUGACGAAAGUUUGACAAUCAAUUCCCUGAACAGUGUUCCUAUAAAACGUGUGCUUUCUGAGAAAGAGCAAAGGGCCUUUGAUCAAAAACUAGAAGAUAUUGAAAAAUAUUCAAAUCCUGACCAUUUCUAUUCAUUUAUGAUUAUGAAGAAAAACUUUGAUCCACAGUAUAUAGAAAAAGUGGUAAAAAAUACCUUGCAUAACUUGAAUACUGCCUCUAAACCAGCACAGCUUGCUUGCUAUCUAACACUGUUAAACUCAUAUGUAAAAAAAUCUACAAUUUCAAUAUCACUAUGUGGAAUCCUAGGAAAAAAUUCUCAAGUCGUAGGCUUCAGAAAAGAUAAAUUAAUAGAAAAUAUGGGAAUUUGUUCCAAUAUUCUAAUAUCUGAUCAGGUACAUGUACACAUGAAAUACAAAUGUCUUCGUAUCAUUCAUCCAUUGAUAGUAUCUCACUGCCUAACAGAAUUGAAACUAACCUAUGGCUUGAUUAAAAGUGCAAUUACAUUAAAGUUAUUGAAAGAAGAUUCAUUUUAUAAGACUUCAUUAAAGCCAGACAAACUUAUUUGUGAUAUACAAACCCUGCUGCUUGCUAAGCAGCGCAAGGAACAUGGUGAUGAGUCAGACACAUCAUUUUCCCCCUUAAUUGAAGCCAUUCAUAAGGAAGAAAAGAGUGGUGAUGUGGAAUAUGUGCUAGAACAAGCAUUCUUUAGAUUUGAGCAAAACGGUUACAUUUGUCAGGCCUUAGCAAGAUUCUACAUUAAAGAAAGGAAAUAUGACUCUGCAUUAAACUGGGAUGAAACAGCUAAAAGAGCACCACACAAUUCAUACAUAUCAGAUACACAAGGUCAAAUCUUUAAAAGUCAGCUAGAGAUGGGGUAGGGCGCAAAGAGUGCAGCUCAGACAGCUGGGAAACUGGAACACUUGCUAGAGCUUGCUAAGAGUGCUUCACAGGCUUUCCAAGAAUCUCAGAGGCAAGCAAAAAUGCAGUAUGAACAAGAUCUGCAGUAUCAAAACCUUAAAAGAAAGUUUCAAAUAUACAAAACUGCUGGUUAUCUGGGAGAAAUAGAAACUGGUCUUUAUGUUAUUGAUGUCCUUUGGCACGUUCCUAUUUUCAGCAAAAAAGACUUAACAGUGUAG
Chiroxiphia lanceolata (lance-tailed manakin) is the source of this 2190-nucleotide messenger RNA. Its product is annotated as sterile alpha motif domain-containing protein 9-like. Lineage: Eukaryota; Metazoa; Chordata; Aves; Passeriformes; Pipridae. Gene Ontology annotation, cellular component: cytoplasm. The record is from RefSeq and is a predicted model, not a curated record.